AUGGCGGCCAAAAAUCAAUUUUGAAAUGUGACAGGUCGUAUUGCGGAAAUUUUCUCGACGUAUUGUGUUGUUUAUCGGUGUAUGCAGCUGUGUUUGGGUGCAAGUUUUGUAAUAUUAUGUUUGAUAUUUAUUUAAAGUCGUAAUUUGCAUAUGUUUAUAAAAUACGAGAACAUUUGUUUAGUUUACUCUAUUGUGGUCGAUGAUGUAAGAAACUGAAGGACUCUUUGUGUGCAGUUUAUUGUUUUCUUGUGAACUGUGAGUGUUUUCACGAUGGAGGGUGAAGAUGGGGGCUUCGGAAGCCCGGAAAAAGAAGAAUAUGAGAGUAGUUCUCAUUCGACGCCCCAAGAACACCGAUCUUUUGCGGAAUUCGCAAAAGAUAAGCUCGAUAGCGCGGGACGAGAACUUCGAAGACGUCUGCCCAUGGCGGGGCAGCUUGGAGCACAGCUGUUACACCCUCGACGGCUACUUCUUCACUCCACUCCCACACAACACACGGAUGUUGUGCUUAUAUUCCCUAAAGGUCUGCCAGACAGCAUGCUGCUGUGGCUGCUACAAAAGCUGCGUGGGAGUCGGCCGCGGCUGCGCGUCUGUGUGCGCCAGCACGCCUCCUCGCAGUGUUCCGCCUUCUACAUCACAGCUGAUGAUGAAGUCCUCCUACAAACGGCAGAGGAGGUGCAUCUACCAAAGCUGCUGAAGCCAGAAUUCGGAGGAGGCUACAAAGAGUUUACAGUUCGGGACAUGCACUGUUUUCAAAAGGGCACGUCAGCAGGAGAGCUGCUCAACUCCCAAGAGAGGGGUGCGUUGGUGAAGCAUGUAUUGGAGUCGGCGCGAGCGGAGCCAGGUGAUGAACAUGCUCUCGAGCCUGCUUUGACUUUGCGUCCAGGACAGAGUAUUGUGCCAGCAUGUGUAAGUCGCGGCGUGGUAGCGAGCAUGUUCCCGUUGCACGAGCGACAAGCCUUGGAGAGCCUACGGAAGAAGUGGGUUAAGACCUUCUUCAACCCACAGCCUUUAGAUGAAAUAAGUGAAUACUUCGGUGUUAAGAUAGCAAUGUACUUCGCCUGGCUCGGCCACUACACGCAGUCUUUGACGGUGCCCGCCGUCGUAGGUUUUAUAUUUUGGAUCUGGUUGGGCACAGCAAACGACAAUUGGAAAGACAUAGCUCAUGUACUAUUCUCUCUGUUCAAUGUUCUGUGGGCGUGUGUCUAUUUGGAGACUUGGAAAAGAUAUUCGAAUGUGCUGGCAUACAGAUGGGGUACAUUAGACCAAAGAGAUGAACUAUUAGUGGAGCCAAGACCGCUGUUUCAGGGUGAAAUGGGCACCAGCGCGGUGACGGGCCGGCCAGAGCCGCAGUACCCGGCGUGGCGGCGCCGCGUGUGGCGGCACGCGGUGUCCGUGCCCGUCAUGCUGAGCUGCCUCACGCUCACCACCAUUGCCACCUUCGCGCUGCUGAGGGCUCAGGAUUGGUGGGAGAGUCGCAUAAUGUACUUGACAUGGAUCCCUCGAUGCUUCCUCGCCAUACUGAUAGCAGUUGAAGAGGAGGUAUAUGCCCGCAUUGCGAGAUGGCUUAACGACAAAGAAAACUACAGACUCGAGACCAAGUAUGAGAACCAUCUGAUUGUGAAAAUAGCAUUGUUUCAAUUCGUCAACUCUUUUAUGAGCUUGUUCUACAUUGCGUUCUAUCUUCAGGAUAUGGAUAAGUUAAAAGAGCAACUGGCCGUAUUGUUAAUAACAAGGCAAAUCAUAGGAAACUUGAAAGAAUCCGCGCUGCCUUAUUUGAUCGAAAACUUGCGACUGGCCAAGAUUUGUCAGGAUGUUUUCGGAGCGUUGAGUCCUAGCAAAAUGCCAACAUCAGCACAACUGACAGAACUCUUCGAGAAGAAGACAGAUUCUUCUGGCGACCCUCCAGAGAGCGUGAUAAACGGUAGCGCGGACAAGGACGGGGACCGCCGAGACUCUGAGCCCGUGCUCGCACAGAAACUCAUACACCAGGCAGAGCUCGAGUCACAGCUGUUUAAGUACGAAGGCACAUUCGCGGAGUACCUAGAGAUGCUGACGCAGCUGGGCCACGUGGUGCUGUUCUCGUCUGCCUUCCCCCUAGCGGCGCUGUGCGCGCUGGUCAACAACGCGUGUGAGGUGCGCGCAGACGCCUUCAAGCUGUGCCAUGUGGCCCAGAGGCCCUUCGGGGAGCGGGUCAAUAGCAUCGGAAGCUGGCAGCAUGCAAUGGAAGCGAUGGUAGCCUUGGCAGUGUUGGUAAACUGCGCGCUCAUAGGGCUGUCUGGGCCUGUGCACCGCCUGCUGCCGGACGCCACGUCCGCACAGACGAUACUCUUCAUCGUCGCUUUGGAGCACGUGGUCCUGGUGAUAGUGCUGGCAUUGCGCAUCGCCAUCCCCUCCAUCCCGGGCUGGCUGGCCACGGAGAUGGCCAAGGUGGAGUUCCAGCGCCGGGAGGCCAUCAAGAAUGCGCACGCGCCGCUCAUGAAGUCAAGCGAGCAGCUGUUCACCGACCUGCCGUCAGACGACUCCAGGCCUUCAGCUCGCAGCACCCCGCGUACAGGCACGCCGACCACGCCCAAACAACAGGACAAGAAGAAGAUUAACAUCGGCAAGAUACCAGAGAUACCGCCCUUCAGACCGAAAGCGGCGUCGAUAACCGAGCCGGUAGUCAAUACUGGAUCUCUGCAAAUACUCCAGGAUGUUAGCCCUACCAAGCCUAUACGUCGUAAGGAGGUGGUCCCGGGAGCGCCGCUGUCGCUGCUGGGCGUCCGCGGGCUGCGGUCGGAGCCGCUGCACCGCUCCGCACACUGCCUGCCGCACCCCGCCACAACGAGGGCGCCGCAGCACCCCGCCUUGCAGGAGUUGUGCGGCAGCGUGAGUGCGGGCGGGUCGGAGCCGGACCUGGCGGCCGCGGCGCCCAUCGACGUCAGUGCCACUUCCAGCGAGGACGACAAGCCCAAGGAAACCAAGGAUAAAGGCAGUCGUUCCCGCGCCAAGGCCGCGCUAGUGAAGCGCGUGCGCUCGGUGGCGGUGUUCUCGCUGGGGCUGCGCAAGGCGCGCGAGGCGGCCGCGGAGAAGGCGGCGCACACCCCGCACACGCCGGAUAAACUCAACUCCUUGGGCCUACCAGCUCCAAUGUUAGGCGGCGAACUGUCCCUCAUACCGAUCGAGCAGUUAAUUCAAGUUGAUGACGUGAAACGCAACGCAGAGGCCAGCAAACGACCCACGUAGGUCGGUACGUUGGUAGCAUUGAAUGAGUCUUACCAACUCCACGGAAAAAGUGUUUUCGAUUACCGAUCGUUGACGUCUGUAGAAUCUUAGAACAAAGAAUAAUACUGCGUAUAGAACGGUAACUCUUCGCCCCGCACCAAUUUGUUUUGGACGCCGACCUCACCC
Molecule: messenger RNA, 3390 nt
Organism: Pectinophora gossypiella (pink bollworm)
Lineage: Eukaryota; Metazoa; Arthropoda; Insecta; Lepidoptera; Gelechiidae
Gene: wwk
Product: anoctamin-8-like
Exons: 24
Coding region: 271-3225 (984 amino acids)
Biological process (GO): chloride transmembrane transport
Cellular component (GO): plasma membrane
Molecular function (GO): chloride channel activity
Source: RefSeq, a predicted model, not a curated record